Ictalurus punctatus (channel catfish) is the source of this 1231-nucleotide messenger RNA. Its product is annotated as regulator of G-protein signaling 20. The record is from RefSeq and is marked provisional. Lineage: Eukaryota; Metazoa; Chordata; Actinopteri; Siluriformes; Ictaluridae.
AGAUGAUAAUGGGCGUGUAAGCAGCGCGCCUGUAAUUAUCCACACCGGGUACCAGUGGUAAUGCGCUCAUGGGGUCUGAGCAGGUGGACAUGGGGAAAUGUCCAGAACAGGACACUGGAAAUGCCGUCCAUAUCACUUCUUCCAGCAAAGAUAUGCAGGACAACGUGAACAGGUACACUCUUGGCUGGCUGAACGCACCUCCAAACGCUUGCUGCUUCUGCUGGUGCUGUUGCUGUAGCUGCUCCUGUCUUACAGUAAGACCUUCUAAGGCAGAAAAAAUUCAGGAGAAGAUACAGGAAAAACAAAAUGAAGCUACAGCUGAGGAACCAGCUGUUCUGACACUAGAGGAGGCCCAGUCGUGGGCACAAUCAUUCGAGCACUUGAUUAAAAGCCCAAAUGGCCGCUCCAAUUUCCGUCAUUUCCUCAAGAGUGAGUUCAGUGAGGAGAACCUGCUGUUCUGGCUGGCCUGUGAGGAGCUGAAGAAAGAAACCAACAGAACUGUGGUGGAACAGACUGUUAGGCAAAUAUAUGAGGACUACGUCUCUGUGCUGUCACCUAGAGAGGUGAGUCUGGAUUCACGUGCACGGGAGGUGAUUAGCAAGAACAUGCUGGAUCCUUCCUCGCAAACCUUUGAUGAGGCACAGCAGCAAAUAUACACACUCAUGCAGCGAGACUCAUAUCCUCGUUACAUGAGCUCCAGCAUUUAUGCAGACCUUAUUGAAAGCUUGGAAUCAACUAAAACAGCUGAGGAGUCCUAACAUACAGGCACAGGCACCCACAUACAUAAUACAGAAUUUCUAUCUAUCUAUCUAUCUAUCUAUCUAUCUAUCUAUCUCUCUCUCUCACACACACACACACACACACACACACACACACACACACACACAGAACAAUUCUAUGAGAUGACAAUCUCAGACACAAAUACAGUCCCCUCUGAAAGUAUUGGAACAGCAAGGCCAGAUCUAUUGUUUUUCUAUACACUGAAGAAAAUUGGAUUUAAGAUCAAAAGAUGAAUGAGAUGAAAGAUCAGAAUUUCAGCUUUCAUUUCCUGAUAAUUACACAUAGAUGUGUUAAACAAAUUGUAAGAUGACACCUUUUGUUUGAAUACACCCAUUUUUUCAAGUGAUCAAAAAUACUGGAACAUGUGACUGACAGGUGUUUCUUUUUAGCCAGGUGUGGCCUGUUAGAUUGUUUACACAAUUAAUAACACAAUUAAUUUGUUCUUUAUUGU